Messenger RNA from Bombina bombina (fire-bellied toad), 3715 nucleotides. RefSeq names its product retinol binding protein 3 (gene RBP3). Gene Ontology annotation, molecular function: serine-type peptidase activity. Gene Ontology annotation, biological process: proteolysis. The record is from RefSeq and is a predicted model, not a curated record. The transcript is spliced from 4 exons. The coding region runs from base 1 to 3666 and encodes 1221 amino acids. Lineage: Eukaryota; Metazoa; Chordata; Amphibia; Anura; Bombinatoridae.
AUGUCUCCCCGGUGUCAAGCUUUCAUAACUAUUAUUCUUGUUUUCAAUGUUUGCGGUAAUCCAAUUUUUCAACCAUCACUGGUACUGGAUAUGGCCAAAGUACUGCUGGAUAAUUACUGCUUCCCAGAAAACCUGGUGGGGAUGCAAGAGACCAUUGAACAAGCCAUUAAAAGUGGGGAGAUUCUUCAUGUAACGGACCCAUAUACUUUAGCCAAUGUCUUUACAGCUGGUGUACAAGGAUCUCUAAAUGAUCCCCGACUGGUGGUCUCUUAUGAGCCUGUGGAGUCUAUACCCAUGGAUGAGAAAGAGGCAGCUUUAACACUGGAGCAGUUGCAGUUCCUAGUGGAACAUUCAAUCAAAUAUGAACUUCUGCCAGGAAAUGUGGGUUAUCUUAGAGUUGACUACAUUAUUGGACAAGAUGUUGUACAGAAACUUGGCUCCUUCCUUGUCAAUAAUGUGUGGAAGAAGCUGAUGGCCAGUUCUGCUCUCAUCUUAGACCUGAGAUAUAGCAGCCAAGGUAAGGUGUCGGGAAUUCCUUUUGUAGUAUCUUACCUUUGUGAAGCUGAGCCAAUGAUACAUAUUGACACUAUUUACAAUCGGCCUUCCAACACCACCACAGAGUUAUAUACUCUGCCAGCAUUGAUUGGUGAGAGGUAUAGUAAAGAAAAAGAUGUUGUUGUACUCACAAGCAGACACACACAGGGCAUUUCAGAAGAUGCUGCUUAUAUACUAAAACACAUGAACAGAGCGAUCACUGUGGGUGAGAGAACGGCAGGUGGGUCACUGGAUGUCCAAAAACUAAAGAUUGGACAGUCAGACUUUUACAUUACUGUUCCUGUUUCUCGGUCUAUCAGCCCUUUGACAGGGCAGAGCUGGGAAGUAGCUGGUGUAUUCCCUUGUGUGAUAGUAAAUGCAGAAGAAGCUCUAGAUAAAGCACAGGCCAUCCUGUCUGUUCGCUUUGCUAUUCCACAGGUUCUCCGUCAACUGAGUCAGAUCCUAGGGAACUUUUAUGCCUUUGCAGACCGUAUACCAAGUUUGUUGCAUCAUCUUCCAAACAUGGAUUAUUCCUCUGUAAUUUCUGAGGAAGAUCUGGCUGCUAAACUCAACUAUGAGCUCCAGUCUGUGACUGAAGACCCUAGACUGGUGCUAAGAGGUAGACAGGAUACACCAGUGAUCACAGAGGAUUUCCCACCAACUGAGAACCUACCAGAGGAUGAAGCAUUCCUUCAAAAUCUGGUCAAUAGUGUCUUCAAAGUGGACAUUCUCCCAGGGAAUAUUGGAUAUCUGAGGUUUGAUGGGUUUGCUGAUAUUACAGUGCUCUCCAAAUUAGGAAAAUAUAUUGUCAACAAAGUAUGGGAUCCAAUAACCAUCACAGACAAUCUCAUUAUAGACUUGCGUUACAACUCUGGGGGUCCAUCUGGAGGUGUGCCCUUAUUGCUGUCCUACUUUCAGGAACCAGAAACCAGGAUCCGCCUUUUCACCAUGUAUGACCGUUUGGCAAAUACCUCAAAGGAGUUUUAUACUUUAUCAGAGCUGAUUGGGAAGCCAUAUGGCUCUAAAAGAGGGGUCUAUGUCCUUACUAGCCACCAAACAGCCACAGCAGCUGAAGAAUUUGCUUACCUGAUGCAGUCCCUUAGUAGGGCAACUAUUAUUGGAGAAAUAACUUCAGGGACAUUAAUGCACUCAAGGACAUUUCAUCUAGAUGGCACAGACUUGACAAUAACUGUGCCAGUUAUCAAUUUAAUUGAUAAUAAUGGUGAGUGUUGGCUGGGUGGUGGUGUAGUUCCAGAUGCCAUUGUCUUAGCAGAAGAAGCACUAGACAAAGCCAAGGAGAUAAUUGCCUUUCACCCGGAAGUCUUUGCACUUGUAGAGGGCACUGGUGAACUUCUUGAAGUACAUUAUGCCAUUCCGGAAGUAGCUAAAAAAGUGAGCAAUGCACUUCAAACUAAUUUAUCUGAAGGUAAAUACCGCUCAGUGGUUGAUUUUGAGUCUCUGGCAUCACAGCUGACUUCUGAUAUGCAGGAGAUCUCAGGGGACCACAGACUUCAUGUCUUCUUUAGUGAUAUUGAGCCAGAGGUUUUGGAGGAUAACCCCCCAAAAAUUCCCUCCCCUGAAGAACUCAGCUACAUCAUUGAAGCAUUGUUUAAGAUUGAAGUCCUUCCAGGAAAUGUGGGAUAUCUACGUUUUGAUAUGAUGGCUGAUGCAGAAAUCAUCAAGGCAAUUGGCCCACAGCUUGUUAGUCUUGUGUGGAAUAAACUAGUGGAUACAAGUUCUCUGAUCAUCGACAUGAGAUAUAACACUGGUGGCUAUUCCACUGCUAUCCCCAUAUUCUGCUCCUAUUUCUUUGAUCCUGAACCUCUCCAACACUUAUACACAGUCUAUGACCGAAGCACCUCUGCUGGCACUGAAAUAUGGACACUUCCAAUUGUAGCUGGUCAGAGGUAUGGCUCCACAAAAGACAUUUAUGUACUCACUAGUCACAUGACAGGAUCUGCUGCUGAAGCAUUUACUAGGUCUAUGAAGGAUCUUAAUAGAGCCACCAUAAUUGGCGAGCCAACUAGUGGAGUUUCACUAUCUGUGGGUGUGUACAAAGUGGGAGAGAGCCAUCUCUAUGUGUCAAUCCCUAACCAAGUGGUUAUAAGCGCUGUGACUGGCAAGGUAUGGAGUGUGUCUGGAUUGGAGCCUCAUGUCAUUAUCCAAGCCAAUGAGGCAAUGAAAGUAGCUCAACGUAUUAUGAACCUGCGGUCCAAGAUCCAAUCUGUAAUUCAGACAGCUGGAAAGUUAGUGGCAGAUAAUUAUGCAUUUGAAGAUACAGGUGCUCUUGUAGCAUCCAAGCUCCUGUCACUGGUAGAGAAAAAGGACUACAAGAUGAUCAAAUCUGAAGUAGAGCUGGCAGAGAAACUGAAUUAUGAUCUCCAAACCCUAUCAGGUGAUGUCCAUCUGAAAGCCCUCUACAUACCAGAAAACUCCAAAGAACAUAUUCCUGGGGUAGUUCCCAUGCAGAUUCCAUCACCUGAUGUGUUUGAAGACCUUAUAAAGUUUUCAUUUCGCACUGAUGUUUUUGACAAGAACAUUGGUUAUAUGAGGUUUGAUAUGUUCGCAGAUUGUGAGCUCCUCAGCCAAGUAUCAGACUUGCUGGUGGAACAUGUCUGGAAGAAGGUUGUGAACACAGAUGCCUUAAUUAUUGAUAUGAGAUUUAAUAUCGGUGGUCCUACAAACUCUAUACCAGCUCUUUGCUCAUAUUUCUUGGAUGAGGGGACGCCUGUUCUUCUGGAUAAAGUCUACAGCCGGACAGCCAACGCUGUCACCGAUGUGUGGAGUAUCCCACAGCUUGCAGGGUCUUCCUAUGGCUCAAUGAAAAGUCUGAUCAUCCUAACAAGCUCCAUGACACAGGGAGCCGCAGAGGAGUUUGUGUACAUUAUGAAGAGGUUGGGCAGGGCAUAUGUGGUAGGGGAGGUGACCAGUGGUGGAUGCCAUCCCCCACAGACCUACCAUGUGGAUGAUACUCAUCUCUACCUCACUAUUCCCACAUCCCGUUCUGCUAGUGCUGAAGAUGGAAUGUCUUGGGAAGGCAAAGGUGUGGCACCAGAUUUGGUCAUUCCUUCUGAAAGCGCACUCAUGAAAGCACGAGAAAUCUUGGAAGCUCAACUACUGGCAUCCAGAUAGAGUGAAUAGAAUACUGUGUCUGAUGCUACAAAAGAAAAUAUCUAGAAUG